GGUAGCUUUUAACAAACAUUUGACAGGAUUUAUUCUUUUUUCCCUGUUUUCUGUUUGUUUUCAGUUUGGACCAGGAGAGAUGAAUAAGGUGGUUUUGGUGACGGGAGCAAACAGUGGCAUUGGCCUGGCGCUGUGUGAGCGUCUCCUGUCCCAGGACUCAGAGGGUCUCCAGCUGUGUCUGGCCUGCAGGAACAUGCGGCGGGCUCAGGCCGCUCGCUCCGCCCUCCUCGCCUCUCAUCCCACGGCCCAGGUGGCCCUGCUGCAGGUGGAUACCAGCAGCAUCUCGUCUGUCCUCACUGCUGCACAGGAGGUCAAACUCAGGUAUAACCGGCUGGACUACCUCUAUCUGAACGCAGGCAUCAUGCCAAACCCACAGUUUGAUGUAAAAGCCUUUUUUAAAGGCCUCUUCUCCAGCCGUAUCAUCACCAUGUUUGCCACCGGUGAGGGGAUUCUGACGCAGAGGGACUGUGUCACCUCUGACGGCCUGCAAGAAGUGUUUGCAACCAACCUCUUCGGUCACUUCCUGCUAAUCAGGGAACUGGAGCCAGUUCUAUGUCAGGCAGGCAGGACGUCCCAGCUGAUCUGGACCUCCUCCAGUAACGCUCACCGCUCGGCUUUUAACCUCGAAGACAUGCAGCACCAGAGAGGCAAUCAACCUUAUAGCUCCUCUAAAUACGCCUCCGACUUGCUCAGCCUGGCGCUCAACACACACUACAACAAGCAGGGUUUGUACUCAUCUGUCAUUUGUCCUGGUUUUGUGAUGACCAAUCUGACCUACGGUAUCCUGCCCUCCUUCCCAGACUUCUUCUGGACGCUGCUUAUGCCUCUCUUUUGGCUUAUCAGAAUGUUCACCAACACUUUCACCCUGACACCUUAUAAUGGAGCUGAAGCCCUGUUCUGGCUCUCUAAGCAAAAGCCUGAAUCGCUGGACCCUCAAGCCAAGUACCACAGCUUAACAAAUGGGCUGGGCAACAACUACACACAGCCAUGCAAGAUGGAUAUUGAUUUGGAAACAUCAGAAGCUUUGUAUGAGAGAUUACUGCAGCUAGAAAGCGAAGUAAGAAAGAAACGGAAGGAAAAACUAAAAGAAGCUCACAGGAGUCCUGCAGGACCCGGAUCAUCUUGAUGCAAAUGACACAAAUCUUGGAUGGAGAGUAUUUUAUUCCAGACUGGCUGGUCACCUGGGAGCAGCCUGCACACUGGCUGUCAGACCUCACAAAAAUAACUGUGACACAGCAACAUAGGAGCCUGAAUCCACAGCACAAAUAAACAAGUUACUUUAUGAGCAAGAAAUACAAUGUCUGUUAUAGGACAAGGAACCACAAUUGUGUAUGUUGUGAUGUUUUGGGAAAGUCUGCAAUAAAACUGAGCAUUGCUUGUUCUUAUCCACUUCUAUUCAGUCCAGUCAGUGCGUAAAAUGUCAUAUUAUAAGAGAGGAUUGAUAGAAACAAGCAGACAUGGCAGCUAGAACUUCUCAACCUGUGCGCCUAAGGAGGGACUGUGUCCAAUUUGGUUGUUAAUCCCGUGAUCCUCGCGGCAAAAAGCAGUGCAGUCUGACAGCAGACUGUCAGUAUCAUCCCAAAAGUUUACGUAAGUGGUCUGUGUGAGCCCUUCUGCGGAGUACGGCGGCAGAUGCGCACACCUGAAAUUCCGCUCCGGAGCGCAAACCCAGCAGACGUCCCCGUGUUCCGCUGCCUGGCUCCCGCACCCCUCCUCCUCCUCCUCCGCUCCGCUCAGUUUCGGGUUGCAAAAAGCCCAAACCAUGCCGCAGAAAUAUACGAAGAACGUGCCCAUCACCAUGACC
This is a messenger RNA of Plectropomus leopardus (leopard coralgrouper), 1804 nucleotides long. It is a transcript of the gene hsd17b7, whose product is annotated as hydroxysteroid (17-beta) dehydrogenase 7. NCBI's taxonomy places the organism in Eukaryota, Metazoa, Chordata, Actinopteri, Perciformes, Serranidae. Gene Ontology annotation, molecular function: 3-beta-hydroxysteroid 3-dehydrogenase (NADP+) activity; 5-alpha-androstane-3-beta,17-beta-diol dehydrogenase (NADP+) activity; estradiol 17-beta-dehydrogenase [NAD(P)+] activity. Gene Ontology annotation, biological process: cholesterol biosynthetic process. The record is from RefSeq and is a predicted model, not a curated record. Gene Ontology annotation, cellular component: endoplasmic reticulum membrane.